AUGAAUGCACUUAUCUUAAUUUUAUGUUUUUAUAUUGGCGGUUAUAGGCCAUCAUUUCAUUUACAUAAUACAGGCGAUUCCUGCGCCAUAUCUGAAUUGCAACGUCAAUGUCUGGAUUCUGUAUUGUCACAGUUUAUUCGUAUUGCCCCACCUUUGUUACCAUGCCCCCAAGGAACUGAUGAAAUUUCAUACAAUUUAAAUGAAGAUGAUGAAUCCAUCAGUCGAACAGUUUUCGACUUUAGUCCUUCAGGGAAAAGACCUAUCAAGAAGUCUAAACCUAUUUAUAACUGGUCAGAGGAACUUAUAUGGCUUAAUCCGAAUAUUGUGGAGCAUGAUUUUCAUUGGAAUAGUAGUAUGGAACUUGUUGAUAUGACAGUUGAGGUAAUUCUUUGA
Schistosoma turkestanicum is the source of this 393-nucleotide messenger RNA. Lineage: Eukaryota; Metazoa; Platyhelminthes; Trematoda; Strigeidida; Schistosomatidae. The record is from the annotation of a GenBank genome assembly.